Triticum aestivum (bread wheat) is the source of this 4308-nucleotide messenger RNA. RefSeq lists its product as uncharacterized. NCBI's taxonomy places the organism in Eukaryota, Viridiplantae, Streptophyta, Magnoliopsida, Poales, Poaceae. Bases 2007 to 2996 code for a protein of 329 amino acids. The transcript has 5 exons. The record is from RefSeq and is a predicted model, not a curated record.
CGUGCCCACGCCAAGCAAGGCCCAAGACAGUCCAUCCCUCAUUCCGAAUCCUCUCACCCUCCUUGCGGGCGAUGCUAACCCUAGAGCCGCCGGCGGCCGCCGCCACUUCGCCUGCCAGCGGCUCCGACCAUGACUUCCAGCUUCUCCCGCCAUCAGCGCCCCUUCCCCAGAAGGUCUCCUCCUUGGCCCUCGGAUUAAUCUCCCGCUCCCGCUCCCGCCGGGUCCCUCAUGAAUCGUGAAACGGCGCGAGCGGGUCCGCGGUGAAGGCACCGAGGCUGCAUCCACUGCCGUGCAUGCCGCCCGGUGCAGGAUCCUCAGGGACGUGGAGGAGCAUGGUGGAGUACAACGGCAAGGGUGGGGUGGAAGGAGACGCCCUGAGCAUUUUUUUUUGGACGCCGUGAGCAUGGAAUGACCUUACUGCUCCAUCUCCAACAUAACUCCAGCUGCUAUUGCCAGUUUGGUCUUCUCUUCUACAUUGAUCCGUUUAGAUCCCAACUAAUCAAGAGAUAUGAGGACAGGGAGGAUGAAGGAGCCGCAGUUGUAAGUGCUACGGCGGGCGAGCAGGGAUGCAACUGGAGAUUGGUCAGAGACUGCAACAUAUUGUUAGCUUCAUGAGGUGUUGACGAUGUUCUCUGAACUCUGAUCUCUCUCCCAUGUUUUCAGACAACAAUGAUCAGUAGUCCUUGGCACAAUUUUACUUCUCUAUUUGCAGUCUAAAAGCUUGGGGAAAAAAUGGGGGCCAUGAAUACCCGCAUUGCUCUCAUAUCAUGUCCAUGAAUGAAAAAGGGUACAUAGUGCCAUCAUUGUUCAUCCUCUACCUUUGUUGCGAGCGUUGUCUGAAUCAACUUAAAAUUAGCUGACAAAAAGGCUUCAUGUCUAGUUUUUCACCAGCCUUCACCUCUGUGCAGUUUUCUUGGCAUGGGAUCUGGAGGUCUAGAAUAGGAUGCUUAUAUAUAUUACCAACUUUUGUUUAUGUUUCUGUGAGCCAUGAGUGGACGCACGCGAUGGGUGGUCUAGCACAGAACUGAUUUGCUACUUCAUGAUGAGCAGGAAAUGAUUUGCUGCUUCGUGAUGAGAAGAUUGAGUGGACAGAUGAUCCGCAGGAUGUUCAAGGUUGAGGUUACUGUGGUUUGUGAUUCGGUCAUGUCCCGAGACUGAGAACGGCUAGCUGCACAAAGGAAUCAGGCGAACAAUGGCCAACAUGGACCAAGACAAUUAGAGCCAGUCAAAAGAAUUAUUAGAAAGUUUGUGUGGAAGAAAAGUAUGACCAGAACUCAGGAAGAGCAGAAAGAGUAAGAAUGCCAGUAUAAUUUACAAUCACUACAUAAUCUACCGGAUGAACAAUAUACUCACGGGCUGCAGAAGUACAAGCAAAAAUAAAUUGGAAGCUAUGUGUUAUAAGAAUGGGAGAAAACAUCACGGGUGAAGAGGAAAUGAUACAUUCAUCUCAAGAGGGGAACUCAAGACGGGGACAAAGCGUACUAGAACUGGUGGAAAUGAAAAAGAAAGGAUGCUCUACCAGGCAGUGCCCUCAGCUAUACAGAAUCAACAAAUUCUGGACUCGAUAUUGCAAAAAUCAUGUACCCGCCGAUAUUGCCAAGUGAUAAGGGCAAAUUCAAACUAUCAACCAGCACAAGUGACAGAAUCAUCAGCUGUAGACAGUGCAAUAAUGGCUGACCAGAUGAUGAAACGGAGACGACGGGAUGAAUUAACGAGAACAGCACGAAUGAAGAGGAGAGCACAAAUUCAGCUCAAGAAGAGCAGAAAACGUGCUAGAACCAAUAACGGUGAAAUAGGCAAGGAUGAUAACUCCAAUGCCAGUAAGAUAUGGAACUUUGGGGGGCCAACAUGCAUCUGCCAACACUGCCAUGCACUUAUGUGGCAUGAAGAAAUACAAUCUUAUGGAUGUAGAGAGCCAAUCUCUGGGAUAUGCUGCAAACGAGGACAGGUUAUCUUGCCACCAUUGAAAGAACCGCCACCAUACCUUACGAGUUUGUUGAGAAGAGAUGGAGGAAAAAGAUCAGCAAACUACCGGAAAAAACAUUAGGUCUUACAACUCCAUGUUUGCAUUCACAUCAAUGGGGGUUACUUUAGAUAAGAAAAUAAAUAAAGGGCAUGGACCUUAUGUUUUCCGACUGAAUGGCCAGAACCGCCACCAGAUAGGUACCCUGCUACCUCAAGAAGGAAAUAAGCCUCGUUUCCAGCAGUUGUAUAUCUAUGACACGAAUAAUGAGAUCCAUAACAGGGUAGAAGCAUCAAGAUCUGGUGGACGUGAUGGCUCACUAGAUGAAACAAUUGUCAGUGGCCUACUAAGCAUGCUCGACGAGAAUAACACACUAGCACAAUCAUUCCGAAUGGCAAGAGAUAGAUUUAAAGAAGACGACUACGACAACUUCACUCUACGUUUACUUGGCAACAGGGAUCAAGAUGGGAGGCAAGAUAACAUGCCAUCAACAUCGGAAGUUGCUGCACUUAUAGUCAAAGAUCCAACCCAAAAACAUUAUGUGCGUGACAUUGUUCUCGAGUACAAAGAUAUGAAACCUAAAAGAAUUUCAGAAAUCCAUCCAAAAUUCAUGGCCAUGCAAUACCCAUUGCUCUUCCCAUAUGGAGAAGAUGGUUAUAGACUUGGAAUCAAAUACAACAAAAAGAAAGGUGCAAGUAACAAGAAAUAUAUCACCAUGCUGGAAUACUAUGCAUAUCAUCUCCAACAGCGCCCAGGUCAGUCAAUGUUGCUGCUAACAUGUGGAAAUCUAUCAAUGCAGUUCAUAGUAGAUGUCUAUACAUGCAUCGAACAGUGUAGGCUCGAUUGGUUCAGAAAAAAUCAAGGAAAAUUAAGAACAGAACUUUAUGAUGGACUACACGACGCAUUCAGAAAAGGAGACACACUGACAGAGCUAGUAGGGAGGAGAAUAGUACUCCCAGCAAGUUUCACAGGAAGUCCUCGAAACAUAGAGCAGAACUACCAAGAUGUGAUUGCAAUAUGCUGGAAAUCCUGACUUGUUCGUAACAUUCACAUGCAACCCUAGUUGGCCUGAGAUUCAAUUGAUGCUAGAUGAAGCCGGGAACCAGAAACCAGCAGAACGACCUGAUAUUGCAGUUCGAGUGUUCAUGAUAAAGCUAAAAGAGCUCAUGUUUGAUAACAACAUUUUGGAAAGACUAAAGCAAUCAUCUUCACAAUAGAAUUCCAGAAGAGAGGACUCCCACAUGCCCAUAUACUAAUAUUCCUUGACGGAAAAGAGAAAGGGAAGCGUCUCAAGCCCUCACAAACAGAUGAAAUUAUAUGCGCUGAAAUCCCGGACAAGGAUAGGGAUCCAGUAACAUUUGAAGCUGUCAAGAAUUUUAUGAUGCACGGACCAUGUGGAGAGGCAAAUCCAAAGUCACCCUGCAUGGAAAAACAUAUGUGCAGUAACUACUUUCCAAAAGAAUUCUGUGAUGAGACGGUCAUUGAUGAAGACAACUACCCAAGGUACAGGAGACGAGAUAAUGGCCGCCAAAUAGACAAGGGAGGAGUCAAGUUGAACAAUGGAUUUGUUGUACCAUACAACAAAGAUCUCCUGGUAAAAUUCCAAGCACACAUAAAUGUGGAGUUGUGUCAUCGAUAUAUGUCAAUCAAAUAUCUCUUUAAGGAUCCGUGAAGGAGAUAACCAAGCAACAGCACUGGUCGAAGAAACAGACCAAUCAAAAAACUAUGAUGAGAUUAGAAUGUACCUUAGAUGCAGAUACAUAAUAGCAACUGAAGCAUGCUGGCGAAUAUUCAAGUUUCCUCUACAGUACCAGCAACCAUCUGUUCAGAGGCUAUUGUUCCACGAGGAGAACAAGCAACAAGUCAUUUUUCCUGACUCAACAAACCUAGAAAAAAUAAUACAGCGCCCAAGAUCAAGUACCACUAUGUUUACUGAGUGGAUGGAGACAAAUAAAAAACACAAAGAUGCGAGAGAAUUAACAUAUUUGGAGUUUCCUACAAGAUGGACAUGGAAAAAACAGAAGUGGACAAGGCGGAGAGGAGGAAGGAACAUUGGCAGGAUAUACAAUGCUCAUCCUGCAAGCGGAGAAAGGUACUAUCUCAGAGUUCUUCUCAACACUGCGAAGGGUUGCAUGACAUUUGAAGACAUCAGGACUGUCAACGGAAUCGUGCACUCAUCAUACAAAUUGUUAGAAUAAAUCCGAGGUAUACCGUCGAUCAUCCGAGGAUCAAGCAACCAUACGAGCACGACACCGAAAUUUGUUAACGAGGUUCACCGAUAUGGCUACAUCCCCGGGGCCUGACUAUGGGCGCUCAUCCCCAUGACACCGCUACAAUACCGCACC